Molecule: messenger RNA, 387 nt
Organism: Kickxella alabastrina
Lineage: Eukaryota; Fungi; Kickxellomycota; Kickxellomycetes; Kickxellales; Kickxellaceae
Exons: 1
Coding region: 35-364 (109 amino acids)
Source: RefSeq, a predicted model, not a curated record
CAAACACGUUUAGGUUGCAUUUUUCUUGUUUCUUAUGUACUCCUGGUCACAGUCGCCGUCUUGUUGGUUCAUUUUAUUAUUCUGUAUCAAUCAUUGUAGGUUAGCAUCUUCUGGCAAGUCAUCGUCUUUAUUUUUAUCAUUUUUUGCAGAGGAUAAGCUGCGCCCAUUCGACUACCUUGUCUGCUUACGCUCGUCGCGCAUCGUUUUCGUUCGUGUUUGCCGGCUCAUGUCGCCCCACCAACGCAUCUGGUUGCCGUCGUCGUCGCUGCCGCAGUCGAGAGGAUGUCAGGCGAUUCAAGUGGCUGGCGAUACUGGCAAUGGCAGCAGGGCUGCCCUGCCCAUUGGUGCAAGUGUCGUACAGUAAUAUUUUUUAUUUUUAGCUGUAAU